Messenger RNA from Manacus vitellinus (golden-collared manakin), 605 nucleotides. Its product is annotated as KH homology domain-containing protein 4-like. The transcript has 4 exons. Gene Ontology annotation, molecular function: RNA binding. The annotation marks the transcript as partial. Gene Ontology annotation, cellular component: nucleus. The record is from RefSeq and is a predicted model, not a curated record. NCBI's taxonomy places the organism in Eukaryota, Metazoa, Chordata, Aves, Passeriformes, Pipridae.
GUGUUUGUUUUUGUUUUGUCUGUCCUUUCAGCCACCCAAAGCCAGAGGGUUUGGCAGCUGCUAAAAAGCUGUGUGAGAACCUCUUGCAAACGGUUCACGCCGAGUACUCCCGCUUUGUGAACCAGAUAACCACUGCAGUGCCCCUGGCAGGCUUCACCCAUGCCCGCACCAUCAGCAGUGUCCAGUCCCAGCCGUCCUACUACCUCCAACCGGGUUACCAGUCGGGGUACCCAUCUGUGUGCCCCCCCGCCAGCAGCCCGCCAGUCAGCCCUAACGGGUGCCAGGCCGGUGCCCCCCGGCCGUGCCCCUGGCCCCCGGCGUGCUUGCCGGCGCUGCCCGCGGCCGUGCCGCCCGUGCCCACGCAGUACCCCAUCCCCCAGGUCCAGCCUCCUGCCAGCACCGCACAGAGCCCGCUGAGUGCUCCUUUCCUCCCUGCUGCCCCAGUAAAAACCAGCCUGCCAACUGGUGCUCAGCCCCAGGUGCAAACCCACCCCCAGGGCCAAAAGAGACGCUUCACCGAGGAGCUGCCCGACGAGAGGGAGUCGGGACUGCUGGGAUACCAGGUGGAAUAAAAUCAGCCAUUCUCUGCAUUCCCCAGAGCCACA